AUGUAUUCAGAUAGUAGUAAUGGUAGCUAUAAUAGCUAUCCAUUAGAUAAUACACAAAUAAUGAUUACACCAGGAAAUCAUGAUACUACAAUUCAUGAUAUGAGUAGUAGUGUUGCUGCAGCUAAUGUUUAUUGGAAUAAUUCAAAUUUACCACAACAUAAUCCAUACAAUCAACUUAUGACUACUGGAAGUUAUAAUGGAACAAUGCUACCAAUGCAUUCAACAACGGAUGAUGAUUAUACACAUUCCCUAUCGGUUACUGCAUCCGUUGCAUAUCCGGUUCCAGUUUCCGCUUCUACAACUCCUGCAAAUGAUGAUGUCGUUGAAAUUGGCAAAUUAUACGAUAAUGAUAACAGUAAUCCGGGUGUUACGGUACCUCCGUCAAUGUACUCAACACAUCACAGUACCACUUGUUAUCCCCAAUAUUUCCCUUCAUAUGUGCCUCCAUUUCAACCGGAUGAUAAACAAAUGCCGGAAAGUUUAGCAAGUUCAUAUUUGAGUGGCACAGGUGAUAUGAUGAGACGUGAAGAUGUUGCUGCACCGCUUCAUUUCUACACUCAUCCUUUACAGGUUUACAAAUAA
Messenger RNA from Brugia pahangi, 582 nucleotides. The record is from the annotation of a GenBank genome assembly. NCBI's taxonomy places the organism in Eukaryota, Metazoa, Nematoda, Chromadorea, Rhabditida, Onchocercidae.